CUUUACUGCCCACUGGGUUUAACUCACCUUCGAUAACAAAAAAACUAUGGAAUAACAAACAUGGCAAAGAAAAGGAGGUCGUGUUUUCUUGCUGUUGUUUGUCUCGUGUUACACAUCAGUGUUGAAGGGGCUCCAAGGCAUCAUCACCAUAAACAAGAUUUACGAAGAGCUCAUAAAGAAUACGAGAAUCCAAAAUCCAGAAGUUAUAUCGACAUUGAUGCGUCGGAUCCUUUCAAAGUACCUAAAAACAGCCAAUACGUAGAUCAACCUGUACCUGAAUAUUCAAAACCUGUAGAAGAAAAAGAACAGCAGCAUGAUGACGAGGCCGACGGAAGUCAACCGGAUGAGCAAUCUCCCAAAAAUUUUGAUAAUAUACAAGAUGAUCUGAAGAAAAUGGGCUUAGGAAGUAUUGAUAAUGGUGCUACUAUUAACUCUAACGACGAACAAAAAAUUGAAAAUAAUGCACCAGAAGAACAACCAAUCGUAGAGCAGGAUAAUGCAAACGUCGAUGCCACCAAAGCAAUCGAAAUUGGUGACGUUGGUCAAAACUAUAAAAAUUUAGGAGAACCAAGUUCGAGACAAAGUGUUGAAAAUACGGAGAAUGUAGAAAAUGCGGAAAAUGCAGAAGAAGGACCACCAACUGAACGUUAGAAACUGUUCUUUUUUGUCGAUGCAAUCAAGAUAACCGAAAGCAAGGAUUUAUCCGUAUUUCCCUUUUUUUUUUCAGUCGAGUCUCUCCAAAGCAGUGUCUACGUUGUAGACCGUAAUCAGUUCUCCUACACAGUGCUAGGGUCAAGGGUUGUUACAGAUCAAACACAGCAACGCCUAUAAUCAUAUAUUAACACAUUCACUAAUUUUUGUUUUGUAGUAUCUUUGGUGUAUUCUUGCAAAGAAUUAUAUAUGUUUAAUAUUGUUAAAAA
Hydractinia symbiolongicarpus is the source of this 920-nucleotide messenger RNA. RefSeq lists its product as uncharacterized. The record is from RefSeq and is a predicted model, not a curated record. NCBI's taxonomy places the organism in Eukaryota, Metazoa, Cnidaria, Hydrozoa, Anthoathecata, Hydractiniidae. The transcript is spliced from 3 exons. The coding region runs from base 61 to 651 and encodes 196 amino acids.